AUGGCCGAUUCAACCACGUCCUCGUCGUCGCGAAGUGCCACAAAGCGACUCACCAAAGAACUGGGCACCUGGCACGAGGAGCAAAAGAACGAAAAGGGCAUCGAGCGUCUAGAGCCCAUUGGCGAGAAUGACUUGUUCACAUGGGAGGCGGUGAUCAACGGCCAUGGCGUAGGCGGUGGCUACGACGGUGGUCGCUGGCUACUGAACAUUGAACUGCCCUCGAAUUACCCCUACUCGCCCCCGACGAUCAAGUUCGUGACGAAGAUUGUACACCCCAACAUUGCGCUGAACACGGGGGAGAUCUGCCUGGACCUGCUGAAGGAUGCGUGGACGCCGGCGUAUAGCGUGCUGGAGAGCAUCCGGGCCGUGAGGAUGCUGCUGAGCUGUCCAGAGGUGGACAGCCCAUUGAACGUGGAUGUGGCGGCGCUGUUGCGGGGUGGUGAUGUGCUCGGGACGCGCAAGUUGGUGGAAUACUGGUGCUCGGAUGAGACGGGUCGUUACGACGGUCCCUGA
Emericellopsis atlantica is the source of this 513-nucleotide messenger RNA. Its product is annotated as ubiquitin-conjugating enzyme/RWD-like protein. The record is from RefSeq and is a predicted model, not a curated record. Bases 1 to 513 code for a protein of 170 amino acids. Lineage: Eukaryota; Fungi; Ascomycota; Sordariomycetes; Hypocreales; Bionectriaceae. The transcript has 2 exons.